Molecule: messenger RNA, 805 nt
Organism: Ailuropoda melanoleuca (giant panda)
Lineage: Eukaryota; Metazoa; Chordata; Mammalia; Carnivora; Ursidae
Gene: H1-5
Product: H1.5 linker histone, cluster member
Exons: 1
Coding region: 72-749 (225 amino acids)
Biological process (GO): nucleosome assembly
Cellular component (GO): nucleosome
Molecular function (GO): structural constituent of chromatin; DNA binding
Source: RefSeq, a predicted model, not a curated record
UCAGGCGGCAUUGCCAGACUAGCGCUUCGGAUUUUCCGCUUCUCUCCUCGCAGCAGUUUCUGCCCUGGGCCAUGUCGGAAACCGCUCCCGCUGAGACGGCCGCGCCGGCGCCGGUGGAGAAGUCUCCCGCCAAGAAGAAGGCAACCAAGAAGGCGGCGGGCGGUGGCGCUGCGAAACGCAAAGCUACCGGCCCCCCGGUGUCCGAGCUCAUCACCAAGGCCGUCGCCGCCUCCAAGGAGCGCAACGGCCUCUCCCUGGCCGCGCUCAAGAAGGCGCUGGCGGCCGCCGGCUACGACGUGGAGAAGAACAACAGCCGCAUCAAGCUGGGCCUCAAGAGCCUGGUGAGCAAGGGCACCCUGGUGCAGACCAAGGGCACCGGCGCCUCGGGCUCCUUCAAGCUCAACAAGAAGGCGGCCUCCGGGGAAGCCAAGCCCAAAGCCAAGAAGGCGGGCGCGGCCAAGCCCAAGAAGGCGGCCGGGGCCACCCCUAAGAAGCCCAAGAAGGCCGCGGGGGCCAAGAAGGCGGUCAAGAAGACUCCAAAAAAAGCCAAGAAGCCUGCAGCCGCUGGUGUCAAAAAGGUGGCCAAGAGCCCCAAGAAAGCCAAAACUGCUGCGAAGCCCAAGAAGGCGGCCAAGAGCCCCGCCAAGCCCAAGGCCGUGAAGCCCAAGGCGCCCAAGCCCAAAGCCGCUAAGCCCAAGGCAGCCAAGCCGAAGGCUGCCAAGGCGAAGAAAGCGGCUCCGAAGAAGUAGGAAGUUCGCCUUCAAGGCGACAAAACCCCAAAGGCUCUUUUCAGAGCCACCCAAAU